AUGAUAUUCUUUCGUCGCACCCUUCAUCGUUGUUGCGGUAUCCAAAUUGUUGCAAGGCCAAAGAAUCGGCGGCCAUUGACUCUGUCGUCUUCAAUCAUGGCGCCCAAGCGAAAGGCGGCUGUCAUCGACGCGGUCGCAGCUGAAGCCGACGUGGUCGUGUCGACGCGCCGCAAACUGCCGCGUCGAUCUACCCAAAAAUUGCAAGAGCAAGUUAUCGAGACUUUGCCAGUCAUAAAAUCAGAGACAAAGAUCGUUGAAAAGCCGGUCAAGAUCCGCAAUGCGCGCAAGUCGAGAGCCCAAGCCGUCCCCGCAGAGGACGAGGUUGGCGAUGACGACAAGACACUGGUCGUUGAGAAGCCAGCGAAAGUCCGCGCCGCCAGGAAGUCGAAAACCCAAGACGUCGUCGCAGAUGGCGAGGUUGUCGACGAGGAUGAAGCACUGGCCGUCGAGAGAGGCGCCAGACGCCUUCCGCCCGUCAACAGCGAUAUACUGCCGUUACCGUGGUCCGGAAGGCUGGGCUAUGCUUGCUUAAAUACCUAUCUCAGGACAGCCAAUCCGCCAGUCUUUUCUUCAAGAACAUGUCGAAUAGCAUCGAUCCUCGAGCAUCGGCAUCCCCUCCUCGACCCUUCACAGCCCGAGCAUCCCACGAAGAACAGACCUGACAAGUCGAAGCCAGCAGAUCCGGAGCGCGGACUUCGGUUUGUGCAGAGCCUGGGUGUCGCUAAUGCCCAGGACAUCGUCAGGAUGCUGCGCUGGAACGACAAGUACGGCAUCAAAUUCAUGCGCUUAAGCAGCGAAAUGUUUCCCUUUGCCAGCCACGCCGAGUACGGAUACAAGCUGGCGCCGUUCGCGGCCAAUGCGCUCGGCGAGGCAGGCAAGGUGGCGGCUGAGCUGGGACAUCGUCUGACGACGCACCCGGGCCAGUUUACGCAAAUCGGCAGUCCGCGAAAGGAAGUCGUUUCCGCGUCGUUUCGCGAUCUCGCGUAUCACGACGAGCUGCUGUCCCUGCUCAAGCUGCCGCCGCAGCAGGACCGCGACGCCGUCAUGAUCCUGCACAUGGGCGGCACCUUUGGCGACAAGCAGGCGACGCUCGACCGCUUCCGCGACAACUACCAGACCCUGCCGCAGGGCGUCAAGAACCGGCUGGUGCUCGAAAACGACGACGUGGCGUGGAGCGUGCACGACCUGCUCCCCAUCUGCGAAGAGCUCAACAUCCCGCUGGUGCUCGACUACCACCACCACAACAUCGUCUUCGACGCGAGCAGCCUCCGCGAGGGCACGCAGGACAUCGUGGCGCUGUAUCCGCGCAUCGCGGCGACGUGGACCCGGAAAGGCAUCAAGCAGAAGAUGCACUACAGUGAACCCACGGCCGGGGCGGUCACGCCGCGCGAACGCCGCAAGCACUCGCCGCGCGUAAAGGUGCUGCCGCCGUGCGCCCGCGACAUGGACUUGAUGAUUGAGGCCAAGGACAAGGAGCAGGCCGUGUUUGAGCUCAUGCGCACCUACAAGUUGCCGGGGUGGGACCUCGCCAACAGUGUCGUCCCGUAUGAGCGCGACGACGACGAGCCGAGGGCGGCGAAGAAGGCGGCUGAUAAAAAGCUUAAGAAGGAGGCGAAUGGCGAUGGUGGAGGAGAAGAGAAUGGUACAGGGGAGGAGAGUGUGAGUGCCGAGGAUUUUGGCAUGGGAGGGCCAGAGAAUCGCGUGUACUGGCCAGCGGGCAUGGAGGAGUGGCUGAAGCCGAGGAAGAAGACCAGCGGAAAGGAUGCGAAACAAGAGGACGCUGAACGUCUCUCAUUAAUAUGCGACUUGAAUUUGAAUACAUGCUUCUUAUUUAUUCUAAAGUUCCAAGGCUUUAUUUGGGAGACAAGGCAUCGAAUAGCGAUGGCUUUUUUUCAAAUAAUCAUGGCUAUCCAAUUGGCGCCAUUUUUGGCCGUCGUCUUGGCUCUCAGCCAAGCGGUCGCCGGCCUCAACUUGACCUUUACGGGCAACUGCUCCGAGAGCACCCGCAAGAGCAGGCUGGCCGACGUCCGCAACAUUGCCUACUACAACGCCACGGGCACCACAAACUUCACCGCGCGCGCCGUCUCCGGCAACGACGAGCCCUGGUACUACUACCUGACGCUGCAGGACGGCAGCCAAAACGGUGGCCGAACGUCCUUUAUCCACCGCUGGCUCGGCGUGCCGGGGUCGUUUCUCGACAGCGACCAGGGUAACAGCACGAGCUUUUGCAUGUACACGUCGGGCGGCUACGACAAGAGCUUGAAGAACAAGCAAGGCAACGACACGUGCGAUGGCGUCUUGUCGAAGAAGUGCAUCAGGGGGUUCAAUGAUGACAUUGCGAGCCGGGCGACGGAUGGUUGUGCGUCACUAGAUCCGGACGUCAGUGACGAAUGCGAACUUUCCGCUUCCACAGGCUCAGGCUCGCUUUCGAGAGAAAAGAGCUGUUUCCUCAGCAGUCUGCCCGGCGUGGACGUGCCCGAGGGCUACGGCGUCGUGUCGCUGGUCGGCGUCAGCUACGGCGACGAAAAGGAUCAAGGCACGCUCAAGGCGUACGACAGGGUGGUCAAGGAAUCAAUCGCCACGUUCUUCACCUUUGUCGAGAAUCAGGAGCAGAGUAAUGGUGUGGUCAUGUCCAAGGUGCUGGCGAGUCAGCCCGUGUGCGCCAUCCCCAACGUCGUGCAGGGCGAGAGCAGGCCGGUGGGGAGCGCUGGUGAAAAGCUGUCGCAGCCUGCGUGGAUUUCCUUGGCGUUGACGAUGGUGUUUUUUGUUUUGAGCACCGUGGUGGUUUAG
Messenger RNA from Akanthomyces muscarius, 2790 nucleotides. RefSeq lists its product as uncharacterized. Gene Ontology annotation, cellular component: nucleus; mitochondrion. The record is from RefSeq and is a predicted model, not a curated record. NCBI's taxonomy places the organism in Eukaryota, Fungi, Ascomycota, Sordariomycetes, Hypocreales, Cordycipitaceae. The transcript has 6 exons. Gene Ontology annotation, biological process: nucleotide-excision repair; mitochondrial DNA repair; response to UV. Gene Ontology annotation, molecular function: endonuclease activity. The coding region runs from base 1 to 2790 and encodes 929 amino acids.